Molecule: messenger RNA, 924 nt
Organism: Empidonax traillii (willow flycatcher)
Lineage: Eukaryota; Metazoa; Chordata; Aves; Passeriformes; Tyrannidae
Product: class I histocompatibility antigen, F10 alpha chain-like
Exons: 4
Biological process (GO): immune response; antigen processing and presentation
Cellular component (GO): membrane; MHC class II protein complex; external side of plasma membrane
Source: RefSeq, a predicted model, not a curated record
CCCUUUCCUUGACCCAUGACCCCUCUGGACCCCCCAAAUCUCCGUGUCCCCCCAGUUCUCCACUCCCUGCGUUACCUGAAUGUGGCGGUGACGGAGCCCAGCCCGGGGGUCCCUCAAUUCCUGACCAUGGGAUACGUGGAUGGGAUCCCCAUCACACGCUACGACAGCGAGCGGGGCCGGGCGGAGCCGCAGACGCCGUGGAUGGCGGCUGGACCUGAGCCGGAAUAUUGGGAUGAGGAGACCCAGAUCAAUGAGAGGAACCGGCUCGUGGAUGCUGCUGACCUGGAGAUACUGCAGGACCGGUAUAACUGGAGUGGGGGUCUCCACACGUGGCAGCGGUUUUAUGGCUGUGACCUCCUGUCCGAUGGGAGCGUCCGCAGAACCCUUCGACUUGGCUAUGACGGGCAGGAUUUCAUCUCCUUCUCCCCGGAGAGCAGGACCUUCGUGGCGGCCGAUGGAGCUGCCCAGAUCACCCAGAGGAAAUGGAAAUCUGAAGGGUACGAGGAUCUUCAACAAGACCUUGGACUGAGAUGUGCGGAAUGGCUCCAGAAAUAUGUUGGAUAUGGGCGGGAGGCGCUGGAGCACAAAGAGCCUCCUGAUGUCCACGUGUCCGGGAAAGAGGAACACGGGAUCCUGACGUUGUCCUGCCACGCGUACGGAUUCUACCCCGGGAUCAUCGGGAUCAACUGGAUGAAGGGGGAUGAAAUCCGGGAUCAGGAGACGGAGUGGGGCGGGAUCGUUCCCAACAGCGACGGCACCUUCCACAGCUGGGCCAGGAGGGUGUUCCAGAAGUUGAGAAAGGCCGAGUGUCACUUCAUCAGCGGCACCGAGCGGGUGAGGUUGGUGGUGAGGCACAUCUACAACCGGCAGCAGAUCGUGCACUUCGACAGUGAUGUGGGGUCUAUGUGGGGGACACUCAGUAUG